Molecule: messenger RNA, 1242 nt
Organism: Adineta ricciae
Lineage: Eukaryota; Metazoa; Rotifera; Eurotatoria; Adinetida; Adinetidae
Source: the annotation of a GenBank genome assembly
AUGAACGUAUCGACACACAAAUAUCAACCCAUCUCGACUAACGACGAUGAUGGACGACCAGCUGCAUCAAUCAUCGAAUUAACAAGUGGAAAGCCAUCGGCUGAUCAAUACGCAUCAAUUGCAAACUAUGGUUCCGCUUUUGCCUAUUCCAGACAAGUUAAUCUUCAUGCUCUAUCUGAAAAACGUCCAUUGGUUGGCAUCGAAAAACUUGCCCAUCAUUUUGUGAUUUUGCUCUGUGCAAUUUUCACUUGUCUUCUCCUGCCAUGGUCGCUCAUCUUCGCCGUUAAGCGCGUUCGUCCAAAUGAACAAUUGGUCGUUUAUCGUUUGGGCCGUGUUCAAGGUUCACCUCGACGUCCAGGCCUAACUUUAGUACUUCCCUUCGUUGAUUAUACAAAAUGCAUUCGAACAACUCACAAUAGUUUACCAAUUUCUCCAACUCAAAUUCUGUGUCGAGAUAAUGCGAUCAUUGAAGUCAAUCUCUCCGUAGAAUAUACAAUUGAUGAUCCCGUACUUGUAUCAAAUAGCUUAAAUGAUAUAUCCAUUUCAUUAAAGUCAUUAACACGAUCAACACUAGUGUCGAUGGUCGGUAAAAUUGACGGAAUGAAAAUUGAACAACAAAUAUAUACCAUUGAAUUAUCUCUUAAAAAUGAAUUGAAUCAUUUUGUUCGAAAAUGGGGUAUUGAAAUCGAAAAAGUGAAUAUUGUUCAAACCAAACUCAUUUCAACAGCGGAAGAAAAUCAACAAAAUCAAGCAUCGUUUCAUCCUGCACUCGAUGUGUUCACAAAGAUCUUUGCUGGCAUUAUGCAACAACAGAACCAAGCAGGUCCUAUUCCGCCAACAAUAGUGAAAUCCAAUGAGAAUUCCGCAUCACCUGUUCUUCAACUUCUUGUACAGAGAAUCAAACCUGCUCUAAAUGCUGAACUCGUUCAACAAAUUAAAACUACCUAUCAAUUCAACAUAGCAACUCUCGGAGAGUUCUAUCUUGAUCUUAGAAAUGGCAACGGAACUUGCGAUACUGGUCGUUUUCCAGCCGGAUCGUCUGCUGACGUGUCGAUUACCUUAUCCAAUCCCGAAGAUUUGCGUUUAUUAUCAACGGGAGAUUCGAACGAACUUGUCCAAGCUUAUUUAAGCCAACGCAUAACAAUCGAUGGUUCAUUACAAGAUGCAAUGAAUCUGAAAUAUUUAGCUGAUGCACUUCGUCGAGAUAAUAUUCUUCUUUUUAAUCCAACAAUUCGAAAAUAA